Diaporthe batatas is the source of this 1633-nucleotide messenger RNA. RefSeq lists its product as uncharacterized. Gene Ontology annotation, biological process: lipid metabolic process. The transcript has a single exon. Lineage: Eukaryota; Fungi; Ascomycota; Sordariomycetes; Diaporthales; Diaporthaceae. Gene Ontology annotation, molecular function: phosphoric diester hydrolase activity. The record is from RefSeq and is a predicted model, not a curated record. Bases 324 to 1511 code for a protein of 395 amino acids.
CACCUCCACUCAUGCACACACAUACAACCUUCCUAGGGUUGCUCCGUUCUAUCACCACUUGUUCUGUUAGUUGUGGAAGAAAACACCGUCGGACGUUUCCAGGUUUCUUCCAAACUGGAAAGCCAGCUGCACUUGUGUAGACUGGCGGCCCUGAGAAAGGAACAUAGCGAUGGCUGCUCCUACGGCCUGAACGGAACGACCUCGCCGAGACUGACGAGAUCCUGCUUGCUGAAUCCCGCCGUAUCCGAGUCCCCAAUCCAAAUCAUCCGAUAUAACUGCCCAUCACUACAAACAGGGAGAGCUCUCCGCCCCAAUUCUUCAUCAUGUUCGCCUCACAGACCAGGAGAAGCCGCACGAACAGCAUCGUCGUGGCGGUGCUCGUCAUCGUUUGCUUUUACUUGAUCCUGCAACUAUCCAACUCAGCUGUGAGACCCUUCGUGUGGUCCUCACCCGAGAAGAUGCCAUCGUACAAAAACUACACCUCGUCAUUCUCAUUUGACUUGGACAAGUCGAUACAUCCCGACUGGAUGGCCCGCGUGCCAGACCAGACCAGUUUGGCCAGCUUGUCGAUUCCUGGGACGCACGACACAGAAACCUUUGAUCUGGUGAACAACACCAAGAUGCAAUGCCAGAACCACGACUUGAGAACACAGCUCAGGGCUGGCCUGCGGUAUUUCGACAUCAGGGGGCGCAUGAUAAUCGACGAUGCUGCCGAAGGGAAGGCCGGGACCACAGAAAUUGGCAUCUUCCACGCGCAGGUCUACACCGGCUAUACGCUGGAGGACGUGCUGCUCACGCUUUUUGAAUUCCUUGCCCAGCACCCAACGGAGGGGAUCAUCAUGAGACUGAAAGAGGAAGGCCCCCCAGUGCGCAGGAAGCCCGGGGGGGUCUUUUACGACGGAGAAGAGGAGAAGGAGGAUGCAGACGACGCCACUGACAAGACAACAUUCGAGGAGGCCUUCAACCACUACCGUCUCAAGAAUCCCCGCACCGAGCCGGGCAGCACCAAGCAUCUGCUCACCCCGUGGCCGAGCCCGUCGGCCCCGGAGGGCUCUCCACUCCUGCCGACGAUGGCACAGCUGCGAGGCAAGGUCAUCGUCCUGUACGAGUUCCCAACCGCCCCCGGCACCGCCUACGGCGUGCCGUGGACAUCCCCGCGCAUCAGACUCGAGGACCUGUGGAUCAUAGUGGAUCUGGAGCACCUCGAGGACAAGUGGGAGGCGAUCCGGGAAGGCCUGGAGGCCGCCGGUGCCAGCCCGCCGGGCUCCGACGUGCUGUUCCUGAGCCACCUUAGCGCGAGCGUCGGGGUCACGCCCAUCGAGGCUGCGGCGGGCCCGCUGGAGGCUGUGAAUGGGUCCAUGAUUGAGGGCAUGAAUGACCGGACGGGUCGGCUGCUUGAGAGGAGUCUAGAGGAUGGCCAGAAGGGUAAGACCGGAGUCAUCAUGGGGGAUUUUCCUGGCCAGAGGCUGGUAGAUGCCAUCCUGGCAAGAAACGCUUGGUUGACGGGUUGAUGGUAGUUGAUAUUACGGGAUCGUCAGGAUUUCAUGCUUCACCACUGGCAUAUAUACAUAAAGAACAUCUCCAUGGGCUGGUUACAAGCGUAUAGAUGCAUAAAAGUCAUUUGGCUCGAAAA